Molecule: messenger RNA, 913 nt
Organism: Leptopilina heterotoma
Lineage: Eukaryota; Metazoa; Arthropoda; Insecta; Hymenoptera; Figitidae
Product: farnesol dehydrogenase-like
Exons: 5
Coding region: 96-836 (246 amino acids)
Source: RefSeq, a predicted model, not a curated record
UAUAAUUGAACAUUACGCUCUCUUGAUGAAAAAAGGAAUUUCUUCGCGCAGCAGACGAGAGAUAAUUCUCAGUUUUCUGUUAACAGUCAAAUAACAUGGAUCGUUGGAUUAAUAAAGUUGCGGUGAUAACUGGCGCCAGUUCUGGCAUUGGUGAGGAUUUAGCGAGAGAAUUGGUGAAGAAAAAUGUUAAUGUCGUUGGAUUGGCGAGAAGAAUUGAUAAUAUGCAGAAAAUUAAGGAAUCGUUAAAAAAUGAGAAGGGCUCAUUUUAUCCAAUUAAAUGUGAUGUCUCUAAGGAGGAGGAUAUCGUUAAAGCAUUUCAAUGGAUUGAAAAAAAUUUAAAAACCGUCGAUAUUCUCGUUAAUAAUGCUGGAGUUUAUACCUCAGAUUUGUGUAUUGAAAGUUCAACAGAGAAUAUUAAAAAAGUUAUUGAUGUUAAUUUAAUUGCCCCCACUGUCUGCACCAAGGAGGCUGUGAAAAUAAUGAGAAAAAACAAUACAGCCGGUCACAUUAUUAAUAUUGACAGUGUUGCCGGGCAAGGUGUGAAAUUUUACGAAAGUACAGCAUUAAAUAUGUACAGUCCAAGUAAAUUUGCCCUAAAGGCUGUCAGUCAAGUUGUUGAAUUGGAACUUGAAUAUGUCAAAAAUCACACAAAAGUAACAACUAUUUUUCCUGGAUUGGUGAAAACUGAAAUGCCACCAGAAAUUGCUUUCAAACAUUUACCCUACGUUGAUUCGAAGGAUAUUACUGACAGUAUAAUUUACGUUUUAUCCACACCACCGCAUGUGCAGAUUAAAGAACUAACAAUUACACCCGUACCUGGAUAUAUGCGCCAAUAAAAUGUCGAAAAGAGAAUUAUUUUUUACAAAUUUUUACGCAAAAAAAAUUGUUUUUCCUGUCUUCUAAUUAAUUUUAA